GCUCCUAUUCUUGGCACAAUGGCUGGAGAGGGCAUGGCGGCGAGAGGAGCGGCGGCGAUGGGGCUGAUGUUCGUCGCCUCCAUCGCGAUUGUCAUCUUUGUCGUCACUGCUGAGUCGUCGGGAAAGGACACGACAGUGCUGAGCACUGACUGCUCUGUCGAUCCCUGGGCACCCGAGUGCCAUCAUGCUUCAAUGAUGGACAUGAUCAACAACAUCCGUCACCGCGCCAGGAGCAAUGCAAUCGCGCAGAAGAAGUUGAAAAUGCAGCUCCUGGCCGAGGAGAAAGCUGUCAUCAAGAAGCAGGAGGAGAAGCAGGCGAAGAAGCAUGCGUCUGCCAAGUCGGCCGCGCCUGACUUGAAGAGCACUGUCUACAAUGGUGUAGACAUUGCUUCCAAGAAAGCAAUUGACUCUAGUUUGACCAAGCUGUUGAAAAAGGGUGGAAAGGGGGCUGUCAUGAAGAAGGUUGAAGAAAUUCGGGAACAGAUUCUUGCUGAUUCUGGGAAAAUGUUUGGUUAUGGAAAGAAGGCUGGUUAUCUGCCGCCCCCUCCGCAUAAACUGAUGAAGCAGCUCGGAGGUUAGAGGAGCCUUUUGUACAUUAAUCUAGGGAAACUGUUAAAAUGAAGCUUGUCGAAUGGAUCC
Guillardia theta CCMP2712 is the source of this 639-nucleotide messenger RNA. RefSeq lists its product as hypothetical. The transcript is spliced from 7 exons. Lineage: Eukaryota; Cryptophyceae; Pyrenomonadales; Geminigeraceae. Bases 19 to 579 code for a protein of 186 amino acids. The record is from RefSeq and is a predicted model, not a curated record.